Medicago truncatula (barrel medic) is the source of this 1102-nucleotide messenger RNA. RefSeq names its product protein ABA DEFICIENT 4, chloroplastic. Lineage: Eukaryota; Viridiplantae; Streptophyta; Magnoliopsida; Fabales; Fabaceae. Bases 185 to 895 code for a protein of 236 amino acids. The transcript has 6 exons. The record is from RefSeq and is a predicted model, not a curated record.
CUCUAUUUUCAGUUAGUGGACACUUACUUACCCUUUUUUCUUCCUCUUUUUUUGGGGUCUGACAUUCAAGUGGAAAGUGCUGUCAUUGCUAUCUGUUGUGCAUUAUAUUAUUAUUCAUUCAUACAUUCAUGAAGUGGCUAUUGUUGCUCAUUCCAAUACCGAGUUCCUUUGUUUUUCUUCAACCAUGGCUUUCUCUACUUGCUUUUGCCAUUCUAAGAUUGAUAACUUGGGGAAGACUGGGCAAAAGUAUUAUCUCCCUAUCAGAAGCAAUGAUGCUAAGUUUGAGCUAUGUAAAAAACUCAUUGUGAAAAGUAGAAUCAACUUAAUCAGAGAUUGGAGUUUCAUUGGAGGAUCAAGAAUUGUUGUGAAACAAAAAAUUAUGAGAUUGGUGGCAUCUCCUAAAAAAGCCAGUCCAGUAAAUGCUUCUUUGUUAUCUGGAUCACAACUUGCUAGCAGUGCCUUUACAAUAGGAACAGCAGCAGUACUCCCAUUUUACACUCUCAUGGCUCUAGCUCCGAAUUCCGAGCUAACAAAAAAGUCUAUGCAAAGUAAUGUGCCAUAUGUAAUUCUUGGCAUUUUAUAUGCAUAUUUAUUGUACCUUUCAUGGACACCUGAGACAGUUGAACUUCUUUUUGCAAGUAAAUAUUUGCUACCAGAGCUAACUAGUAUAGGAAAAAUGUUCUCUAGUGAAAUGACUUUAGCUUCUGCUUGGAUUCACCUGCUAGUUAUUGAUCUCUUUGCUGCAAGGCAGGUAUUUCAAGAUGGACAAGAGAAUCAGAUUGAGACUAGGCAUUCAGUUUCUCUAUGCUUGUUCUUUUGCCCUAUUGGGAUUCUUUCUCAUGUCGUAACCAAAGCAAUGACUAAAACUACCAAAGAAAACAAACAUGGUUUAUAGAGGGCACAUGCUUGAACUCCUAUAAGAAUUUUCAGGUUUAAGAAUAUCAGAAAUUCAUUGUAAGUUGUUUUUCUAUCACAAUUCACAAAUGUAUGUGUCCAUCAUGUUUGGUCGUAGUUGCAACAUCAGAAUUUAGCACAUAGAUCAUGUAUAUGUAAUAGUAUAAAUCUUUUAGUUUUAAAUUUAACCGAAAAUUUAAUCUUUUAA